Molecule: messenger RNA, 1185 nt
Organism: Capronia epimyces CBS 606.96
Lineage: Eukaryota; Fungi; Ascomycota; Eurotiomycetes; Chaetothyriales; Herpotrichiellaceae
Product: beta-lactamase
Exons: 6
Coding region: 1-1185 (394 amino acids)
Source: RefSeq, a predicted model, not a curated record
AUGGCAAAGGUCGCACCGGAGGCUGUCCCACAGCUUCAAUCCCAGAUCGAUGCCCUCACCUCGGAACCCAACGGUGCUCCGGGUGUGGUGUUUGUAGCGGUGAACAAAAAUGGCGAACAGGUCUUUUCGCAUGCUUCUGGCAAGGUUGGGGCGGGCCAGGACGAGGCCAUCACCAUCGACCAUGUCUUUUGGAUCGCCAGCUGCACCAAGAUGAUCACGGGAGUGGCAUGCAUGCAGCUUGUCGAACAAGGCAAAUUAUCUCUGGAUGACGCGGAUCAGGUCGAGAAGCUCGCGCCGGAAUUGAAAGCAGUGCAAGUGUAUGAAAAUGGCAAACUGGUGCCCAAGAAAAAAAGAAUCACCUUGAGGAUGCUACUGUCACACACAGCCGGCUUCGGCUACUCGUUCUUCGACGGCCGGCUCAACGACUGGGCUGGCCCGCUGGGACUCGACGAAUUCUCCGGCUCGUACCACGACCUCCUAUCACAGCCGUUGGUCAAUCAGCCCGGCGAAAGGUGGGAAUAUGGAAUCAACAUCGACUGGGCAGGCCAGCUGGUGGAGCGCGUGACGGGGCUCAAGCUGAACGACUACUUCCAGCAACACAUCUUCAAGCCCAUCGGCCUUACGCACAUCACCAUGUUCCCCACGGACGAGAUGAAGGCGCAACUAGCGUACAUGAACGCCCGUGCCCCUGACGGCAAGCUGUCGCUCUACGUCGACGGCCAUCUCAACCGGCGGCCAUUGUACGCCACCAGCAAGGAGGAGAUCGAUGCGACUUUCCAUUCAGGCGGUGCAGGCGCUUUCGCCCGCCUGCCUCAGUACGCCCAGAUCAUCUCUGUCUUGCUGAAUGAUGGUGUUCAUCCCGGCACGGGCGCCCGCAUCCUCAAGAAGGAGACGGUCGACCAGAUGUUUACAAACCAGAUCCCAGAAUUCCCGAACUUCGGACGUCAGGGCAUUGAUGACCCCAAGCCGCUUCUCACCAAUCCCCUUUCUGACCUAUACCCCGACCCUCACGACGUUCCGCAGGGCUGGGGCCUGACAUUCUUCCUGCACCUGCGCGACUCCGCCGUCCACAGCGAAGGCACUGGCUGGUGGGCAGGCUUGCCGAAUCUGUUCUGGUGGGCAGACCGGAAGAGGGGUCUCGGUGGCAUCAUUGGGUCUCAAAUCCUACCUUUCGGUAAGCAUUGA